GUAUAAUCUGAUGUCUGCUGCUUUUUUCUCCUGUAAUGGAGGUUUAAAAUGUAUUGACCACUUUUCCAUUGUCUUUUUCCAGAUCGGUGUAAUUUCGUUUGCGCUGUUUUCCAUGCCGUAGGCUUUAUCGAUCGUUUCUCACAUGUCAGGCAGUUGCUCAUCUGCGGAUCUAGACCAUCAUUGCUCCAUAGUUCCUUUUGGAAUCGGGAUGUUUUGGCAUUCCGACAUCAUCCGGCACACAUGGAACUCUGAGCAGACGGACUUCUCUGCAGUUCUAUGAGCUUAUUUUUAGAUUCUACUCGGUUUGAUGUCAUGAGAUUCGACUGAGGGUGACUAACCACGAACCCUGAGUGAUGUCUCUAAUCCCUGAUGCUUAUUUCUGACUUCCACCAGUGACCUGGAUGUGGAUGGAUAGUGGGCUGAUGUCUUGGGGCUUGAAGAAAAUGUCCAAUAUCACCUCCAAAAAUCCCUGUUUGAGGUGAAUCCGACUGGAGAAAGUCUAAACCAGUUCUUAAGUUCAGUAACCAGAACUUGUCCAGGUUCUACAUGGGGAACAGCAGUCGGAGAACCCAACCUCUUCUAGAGGAGACGGAUUAUUUUUAUACAGGAGAAGCAGAUACAGAAUCCCAGAAGUCUCACCUCUCCUCUUUUACAAUGAAAUUGAUGAAAUUUCAUUCCCCGAUUAAACGAACUCCAUCUAAGAAGAGCAAACAGCUCCAGCCAGAGCCUACGGUGACUACUCCAGAGAAACCUGUCAACAAGAAGGUGAGUCGGUUGGAGGAACAGGAGAAGGAGGUGGUGAGUGCUCUACGUUACUUUAAGACGAUUGUGGACAAGAUGAACGUCGAUACGAAGGUUUUGCAGAUGCUUCCUGGUUCGGCUAGUAAAGUAUUGGAGGCCAUAUUGCCUGUGAUGCAUGUAGAGGCUCGGAUACAGCACAGCUCGGCAGUGUCCUCCUGUCAUAACCGCGUCUAUCAGAGUUUGGCGAAUCUCAUUCGCUGGUCCGACCAGGUGAUGCUGGAGGGCAUCGACCUCGACGACAAGGACACUGUGGCAACCGUAACCACGGUGAUCAAAGCUGUGCUGGAUGGUGUGAAGGAGCUGGUGAAACUCACUAUAGAGAAACAGGAGCAACCGACCCCGACGUCCCCGACGUCCCCCAGCAAACCAGUGCCUCCUGUGGCCAAAACGGACAGUGUGUGUGAAAAUCCUCUAACCGAGCGAGAGAAGGCGAUCCUGAGUAAGACCACGCCCAUUGUCACGCCCACUGACAGCUUGACUGACAUGUCAGAGGAAGAGGUUGCUCCGCCCAAACCUCCUCUACCCGGAGUUAAACUGGCAGAGCACAGGAAAAGGAUGCAGUUGUGCUCCGAUCCUGUUGCCGGGCAGCGGAGGGCCACGGCUAUGGAAACCGCGCCCGCUCUGCCUCCCAAGAAGCGACAGUCGGCCCCCUCCCCCACACGUGUUGCCGUGGUAGCGCCGAUGAGUCGAGUCCCAUGUGGUCUCAACCUGCCUCCUGGAGCUCUUAGACAGCAGCAGGAGUUUGACGUGGAUCUCCUCCAGAGGCGUUUCUCCGGAGGGAGCCAGUCAUACGGCGGGGAUUCUCCUCGUCUUUCUCCCUGUAACAGUAUGGGAAAACUCAGCAAGUCCGACGAGCAGCUCUCGUCACAGGAGCGAGACAGCGGCCAGUGCUCUCGCAACACUAGCUGUGAAACACUAGAGGGAUACGAUCCUGAUUACGACUUCCUGCAUCAGGAUCUAUCCGAAUCCGAGCCUUUACCGUUUCCGACGGGCACUGGCAGCAGUCUGAGCCCUCUCCCAGAAUGCCACGGGCAGUCUCAGUCGUUAAGCCCCGCCCAUGCCCCCACCCGCCCGCGUUUCAGCGCUCCCGUCACCAAUCAUGCUUCCCUGGAGUACUGGACCCCGCCCCUCACACCUGCACUGACCAAUAGCGUGCUUCCCCCCGCCCUCCCGCAGAAGAAGCGGCGGUCGGCGCCGAUCAUAUCGGCAUACCCUAUUUACGAGCGCUUCCCAUCGCACUACGAGAACCUGUCAGAAGAGGAGCAGCUGACGCCACCGUUCCCGCUGCUGAUGCUGGCCUCGCCGCUGCCGCAGGUCAAUGGAGGAGACGAUGAUUUCUCACGCUGUACCGACACCGACAGCCCGCCGCCGUUGCCAGAGAAGAAGGGCAAGCAGAUUCUCCAGUACAUGCAGUUUGUGGAGGAUUACUCUGAACCACAGCCGUCCGUCUUCUAUCAGACGCCUCAGAACGAGAGUAUUUACGAGCAGCGGAGAAACAAGCGCUUUCAGGAGGUUUACGGCUUCAACGAUUCCUACAGCAACUCGGACUCUGUCCACGAACCCGUCCCUCCGCCAGCGCUGCCUCCCAAACAAAGACAGCUGAGUGAAAGUGUGGAUGAAGGCGGUGAGGGAGAGUAUGUGAACCUGUACUCCUCCACACAGGCUAAUGGAGAAAACACACACCGCACUGACCCCUCAUCAUGUGACGAUGUGCUUCAGGACCACACCCCUCACAUACCCACCUCCAAUAGCAAGGAAGCCUUGUCUAAGGACAGGCCGAAGGAACCCAGUCAUGGUCAGAUCGAUGAUGUUGAUGAACUGUCCCUCAUUGAUCAUAAUGAGAUUAUGAGCCGCAUCACACUCAAAGCAGAGAAUGAUGAUGGUCCUGAUGUGAGAGCCGGCUCUGGUGAUAUACUGUUAGUUCACGCUACAGAAACAGACCGCAAAGAUUUGGUGUUGUACUGCGAGGCUUUCCUCACAACCUACAGAACCUUCAUAACGCCUGAAGACCUCAUUAAAAAACUACACUACAGAUAUACUCGGUUCUGUCACAGUCCAGACACCUUUAGGAAGCGCGUCAGUAAAAACACGUUCUUUGUGCUGGUGAGAGUCGUGGAUGAACUCUGUCUGGUGGAGUUGACCGAGGACAUCCUGCGGCAGUUGAUGGAUCUGGUCUUCCGGCUGGUCUGUAAUGGAGAGCUGAGUCUGGCGAGGGUCCUGCGAAAGAACGUCCUCGAUAAAGUGGAACAGAAGAGGCUCCUGCGACACAUGCACAUGCUGAAACCUCUCGCCGCGCGGGGCGUCUCUGCCAGGCCCGGCACGCUGCAUGAUUUCCGCAGUCAUGAGAUCGCCGAUCAGCUGACGUUGCUGGAUGCAGAACUGUUUUACAAGAUUGAGAUUCCUGAGGUGCUGCUUUGGGCGAAGGAACAGAAUGAAGAGAAAAGUCCAAAUCUGACCCAGUUUACAGAGCACUUUAACAACAUGAGCUACUGGGUGCGCUCUAUCAUCAUCCAGCAGGAGAAAGCUCAGGACAGAGAGAAACUGCUGCUCAAAUUCAUCAAAAUCAUGAAGCACUUGCGGAAACUGAAUAACUUCAACUCUUAUUUGGCGAUUCUCUCGGCGCUGGACUCUGCACCAAUCAGACGACUGGAAUGGCAGAAACAGACGUCUGAGGGUUUGGAGGAGUACUGCACCUUGAUUGACAGUUCUUCGUCCUUCCGAGCGUACAGAGCGGCGCUAGCAGAAGUGGAGCCUCCAUGCAUACCAUACCUGGGUUUGAUCCUACAGGACUUGACUUUCGUUCACCUCGGAAACCCGGAUUUUAUUGACGGUAAAGUGAAUUUCUCCAAGCGCUGGCAGCAGUUCAACAUUCUGGACAGCAUGAGGCGCUUCCAGCAAGUACACUACGAACUGAAACGGAACGAAGACAUCGUCUCAUUCUUCAACGACUUUAGCGAUCACCUGGCAGAGGAGGCAUUAUGGGAGCUCUCUCUCAAGAUCAAACCACGAAACAUCUCGCGGCGCAGGACGGAGCGCGAGGAGAAGACCUAGAAUCUGAAAUCUAGAACCUCCGAGACAAUUUACGGUGAGACCUGAACCUCCAGCAGAACCUUGGGAACCCACGCUAGGCUGUUUCACCCAUGCUAGAGUUCUUAAUCCGGUUCUGGAGCUGAACCGACACACGCAAGCUCCUAUUUGCACCAAUAAACUGAGACAUUGGCUGUAUUUUUCCCUGACUGUUGACUUUAAAAACUCACGAGGGGAAUCCCGAUUCAGUAUAGAUAUACAGAUAUGCACUCGCGCGCGCACAGAGGGCUCGAGAGGACCCCAACGCUGUGAUAUAAAGCUAAAUCCUCACAACUUUCCAUGUUUGCGUGUGUUGAUGUGUGGCUGUACAGAAAGACAAUGGAUCAUUUGAUAUUAAUACACUGUGCCUGAUGGAGUGAGUUCGUGUUUGUUUGUCCCGCUCGGACAUACCGUGUGACCUUCCAAAGGUCCAACCUACGAUUCGCCGUUUGGAAAUGGGUCGAUUGGGAAACAGGCAGACAUGUGUGCAAUCUUAUAAGCGUUUUAUAAGGAAUAUUCACUGAUCUGUUGAAAUGAAUAUGUUUUGACAGACGCGGUGAGUAAUGGAAUAUAUGGAAUAUAUUAAUUUGAAAAUUAAAGAAUGAACUGGACGUUUGGACAAAUUUUUCACAUCAUCUUGCUAUAUUGUUUUGUGUGUGAUCAUGUGCACUCCUCAUUAUAACGGUUUACCCCGUCACAUGGCUGACAGCCCCUCGAUUUUCCAAAUAAAUCGUCAAAAACAUGCUUUUUUUACCUUAAAAAAAAGAAAAAUUUACAUUGUGACUA
Sinocyclocheilus grahami is the source of this 4653-nucleotide messenger RNA. RefSeq names its product rap guanine nucleotide exchange factor 1-like. NCBI's taxonomy places the organism in Eukaryota, Metazoa, Chordata, Actinopteri, Cypriniformes, Cyprinidae. Gene Ontology annotation, biological process: Ras protein signal transduction. The coding region runs from base 547 to 3852 and encodes 1101 amino acids. The record is from RefSeq and is a predicted model, not a curated record. The transcript is spliced from 25 exons. Gene Ontology annotation, cellular component: plasma membrane. Gene Ontology annotation, molecular function: guanyl-nucleotide exchange factor activity.